Messenger RNA from Octopus bimaculoides (California two-spot octopus), 1952 nucleotides. RefSeq names its product ubiquitin-like modifier-activating enzyme 5. Gene Ontology annotation, biological process: protein ufmylation. Gene Ontology annotation, cellular component: cytosol; cytoplasm. The record is from RefSeq and is a predicted model, not a curated record. Lineage: Eukaryota; Metazoa; Mollusca; Cephalopoda; Octopoda; Octopodidae. Gene Ontology annotation, molecular function: UFM1 activating enzyme activity.
UUGACUUAUUUCCCUUUAUAACACGUAAUCGUUUGGAGGCACGAACAUUGGUGUGUCUGGAUUACAUUGUUAUUCUUGUAAAUUAUCCUUUAAAAACAACCAAACAGAGCAACACCAUUACUUUUGGAUUGAUAACAAAAAAUAAGAAUAUAUUACAAAGAUGUCUGUUGAAGAAUUACAGCGAAAAAUCCAUCAGCUUGAAGAAAAGUUGGCUGUUUACGAACAGCAAGAUGUCACAUCUGGUCUCAAACGAACGAAAAUCGACGUAAUGAGCUCCGAAGUCGUUGAUUCCAACCCUUACAGUCGAUUAAUGGCAUUGAAACGUAUGGGAAUUGUUGACAAUUAUGAGGAUAUUCGUAAUUUUUCCAUUGCUGUUGUUGGUGUUGGAGGUGUUGGCAGUGUGACAGCUGAAAUGUUGACAAGAUGUGGAAUUGGAAAGUUAAUUUUGUUUGACUAUGAUAAAGUAGAGCUGGCCAAUAUGAACAGGCUGUUUUACCAACCUCAUCAAGCUGGAAUGAGUAAAGUUGAAGCAGCUGAGAGAACAUUGAAAGAAAUCAAUCCUGAUGUGCAAUUUGAAGUCUUUAAUUACAACAUUACUACAAUGGACAACUUUCAACAUUUUAUGGACAAAAUUAAAACUGGUGGAAAAACUGAAAAUUCUCCUGUGGACUUAGUUCUGAGUUGUGUUGAUAAUUUCGAAGCCAGAAUGGCUAUCAAUACUGCUUGUAAUGAAUUAGGUCAAGUUUGGAUAGAGUCUGGAGUAAGUGAAAAUGCUGUGUCUGGACACAUUCAGCUUGUCAUUCCAGGAGAGACCCCAUGCUUUGCUUGUGCCCCUCCUUUGGUUGUUGCAACUAAAACUGAUGAAAAGACAUUAAAGAGAGAGGGUGUAUGUGCCGCUAGCCUUCCUACCACCAUGGCAAUUGUUGCUGGUUUCCUUGUACAGAAUACCUUAAAAUAUCUCUUGAAAUUUGGAACAGUCACUCCUUACCUUGGCUACAAUGCUCUUGAAGACUUUUUUCCAACAAUGAGUAUGAAACCAAACCCUCAGUGUGAUGAUAGAUUCUGUCUUAAACAACAAGAAGAAUAUAAGAAAAGAGAAGCUUUGAAACCAAAAGAAGUUUUACUUGAAGUAGAAGAGUCUCCAGUUGAACAUGAAGAAAAUGAAUGGAAAAUAGAACUGGUGUCUGAAACAAGUGAAGAGGAGCUGAAGGCAGCUACAGGAGACACACCAAUUCUUAGUGAAGGACUCAAGUUGGCAUAUACUGUUCCAGAUAACAACACAUCAGGAAAAGAUGCAACUGUUGAAACAUCAGGAGUUAGCAUAGACGACUUAAUGUCUCAGCUGAAGUCUAUGUAGUUGUUGUUGCUCACCACUUUAUGAUAAAUGAAAUACAAAACCUGUCCAUUGAACACCAGAACUGAUUCGAUUGUGCUGAAUACAUGGCUCUUUGAAAUGAUGUUCCAAGACCAUUCUUAAUUUCUCUGAGUUACAAUAAUUUGUAAUAUAUAUUUAUACAGUUGUGAUCAUAAUUUUAAAAUGAAUGCUACUGAGGUAUUCAUGUGUUACUAUCUACAAGUUAUGCUGUGCAUGACUUUUACAUUCCUAAACGCCAGUUUGAUGAUAACUACUAUUCUUGCCAAUUUGGAAUGCAAGCAUAAAAUGAAGAUGAUGAUCAACACCAAAACCAGUGGACAACCAAAAGGGUACCAAGGGUAUCUUUCUGACUAUACGCACGCAUACAUGUAUAUGUGCUUAUUCGAAAAUAUUUUCUUCAAUUUAUAACGUAAGUUAUUUAACUAAUUUAUAAAAUUGGAAGAGGGUGAAGAAUCAGUUGGACUUGAGAAAAUAUCCAACUGAAAAUUAUGCUUCUGUAUUCCUGCAUUAACUAAUGAAAAAACCUGGGCAACAGGUCUUGUCUAAAAACUUGCUGUCAUGGUUGUAUCAACCUGUA